Exophiala mesophila is the source of this 4109-nucleotide messenger RNA. RefSeq lists its product as uncharacterized. Gene Ontology annotation, cellular component: cytosol. NCBI's taxonomy places the organism in Eukaryota, Fungi, Ascomycota, Eurotiomycetes, Chaetothyriales, Herpotrichiellaceae. Bases 135 to 3986 code for a protein of 1283 amino acids. Gene Ontology annotation, molecular function: 5-oxoprolinase (ATP-hydrolyzing) activity. The record is from RefSeq and is a predicted model, not a curated record. Gene Ontology annotation, biological process: glutathione metabolic process. The transcript has a single exon.
AUUCGGAGAGCCUUGUCUAUCGAAAAUGGCCUCCGAUAUUACAACAUAUGCUCUGAGCGUGAAGACAUAUAUAUUUUCGCGUUAUCCACCAUGAGGCCAGGCCUUCAAUCUGAGGAAUUAGUUCCAUUUUCACCAUGAUUCAAAAAGAAAGCAAGAUCAGAGUUUCAAUCGAUCGCGGAGGCACCUUCACCGACGUCCACGCCUCUGUACCAGGUAAACCCGAUAUCGUCCUCAAACUUCUAUCCGUGGACCCUUCAAAUUACCAAGAUGCACCCACUGAAGGUAUUCGAAGGGUGUUGGAACUUGCGACGGGGGAGAAAUUCCCACGGGGACGCCCACUCAACCUCAGACACAUCGACAGACUGCGCAUGGGCACGACUGUAGCCACAAAUGCGCUUCUCGAACGAAAAGGCGCCAAAUCUGCUUUUCUCACCACCAAGGGAUUCAAAGAUCUCUUGUUGAUUGGCAAUCAACAACGACCAAAAAUCUUCGAUCUUUCGGCAAAGAAGCCAGGUGUACUGUACGAAAAGGUCGUCGAGAUUGACGAGAGGAUAGUUCCAGUACCCAAGGGUCUUGAAGAUGAUCGAUUUCCAGAAUGUCAGCUGGUGGAGGGCACAACUGGUGAAAAGUUUCGAGUUCUACAAGCACCGGAUUUGGACAGCGUUCAAAAAGUUUUGAAAGAGCUUUGGGAUCAAGGCUACAGAUCUCUUGCUGUUGCCUUUUUACAUUCAUAUGCAUGCCCAGACCACGAGAGGCAGAUCGGAGACCUCGCUACUUCCAUGGGUUUUGCCGUUGCUCUGUCGUCCAAACUGCAACCCAUGAUCAAGGCAGUUCCUAGAGGAAUGUCUGCCUCAGCUGAUGCAUACCUAACUCCCGUCAUCAAGAACUACAUCGACUCAAUUGAUUCAAACUUCGAAGGAGGCUUGGACAACUCGCAUGGCGCUCGAUUUGAGUUCAUGCAGUCCGACGGAGGAUUAGUCGACUUUAAAAACUUUAGUGGUCUCAAGGCGAUUCUCUCAGGUCCCGCUGCAGGGGUAGUAGGAUUCGCCGCAACCAGUUGGGAUCAAAACGAGCGCGUUCCCGUCAUCGGCUUCGACAUGGGAGGAACAUCAACAGAUGUCUGUAGGUUUGAUGGCAACUUCGAACACGUCUUUGGAGCAACUAUUGCAGGUAUCUCACUGCAGUCUCCUCAACUAGAUAUCAACACCGUUGCAGCAGGAGGAGGCUCGAUUCUCUCGUGGCGCAAUGGCCUCUUCCUGGUUGGGCCUGAAUCUGCCUCUGCACACCCUGGACCUGCCUGUUAUCGAAAAGGUGGCCCUCUUACCGUCACUGACGCCAAUCUAUUCCUUGGUCGAUUACUGCCAGAAUACUUUCCUAAGAUCUUUGGGCCAAACGAGGAUGAACCUCUAGACACUGAAGUCACAACACAAAAGUUCGAAUCCUUGACGAAAGACAUCAACGCUGAACAGGCCAUGAAAGGCCAACCUCAAUUCACAGCAGAAGAGGUUGCCAUGGGUUUUCUAAGGGUGGCUGACGAAUCGAUGGCUCGUCCUAUUCGAAACUUGACAGAAGCCCGUGGCUUUGAACCCUCUUCACAUCAUCUCGCAUCCUUUGGAGGUGCGGGAGGUCAGCAUGCUUGCUCAGUCGCAGCUGUACUCGAUAUCUCGAGGAUUGUCAUUCACAAGUACUCAUCCGUACUCUCUGCCUACGGGCUCGCCCUAGCAGAUGUAGUCACGGAAGCACAAGAGCCCGUGGCUGUGGAAUAUACUAAAUCGGAGUCUCUCUUGCAGGAGAGAUUCCAUGGGAUCAUCCAACGGUCGACAGUCGAUUUGGAAGGCCAAGGAUUUCGGUCAUAUCAAAUUCAACACCAGUUAUAUCUCAACAUGCGAUAUGUGGGUUCUGACUCCAACCUUAUGAUCCUCAAGCCAGAGGAUGGAGACUUUGCCAGAGAGUUUGCCGACCGACAUCGUCGAGAAUUUGGUUUCACUUUCGACAAGCCUCUUCUCGUCGACGAUGUGCGGGUGCGUUCGACAGCUUCGUCCAACGACGUGUCAGAAGUCAGUCCAGCAGAGCAGUUGAAGAACGCCCAUCUCACAGACAUAUCUGUUGGAGGCGUAGAGAAGAAGAAGGUCUACUUCGAAAGUACCGGUUACAUGGACACGCCGAUCUACAAGCUGAACGCCAUCGAGAGAAACACCCGCAUCCAGGGUCCUGCCAUCAUCAUUGAUGAGACCCAGACCAUCGUUGUCGUCCCCAACGCGGUUGCAAACGUCCUUGAAACCUGUAUUGUCCUCGACUUGAAUGUAGAGAAGUCUCAAAAGUCAGCAGUGACAACCCAGGUGCAGGGUAUUGAAGAAGUUCCCAUCAAUCCAGUCCGCCUCUCCAUAUUCGGUCACCGUUUCAUGUCCAUUGCCGAACAGAUGGGUCGCACGCUACAAAAGACCGCUGUCUCUACCAAUAUCAAGGAGAGACUCGAUUUCUCAUGUGCCUUGUUCUCUCCAGACGGUGGAUUGGUCGCUAAUGCACCUCACAUCCCAGUGCAUCUUGGAUCGAUGCAAUUUGCAGUCAAGUAUCAACACCAGAGAUGGCUUGGGCAGUUAAAGGACGGUGAUGUCCUGAUGUCCAACCACCCAAGCUGUGGAGGCACUCACUUGCCGGAUAUCACCAUCAUUACACCAGUGUUUGACCGACCUGGAGGAACGGAAAUCGUCUUCUACGUCGCCGCUCGUGGUCAUCAUGCAGACAUCGGCGGUCUGUUACCUGGGUCCAUGCCACCAAAGUCAACCUUCUUAUGGGAGGAAGGGGCUGCUAUUGAGGCCGAGAAAAUUGUCAGCGACGGAAUCUUCGACGAAAAGAGGGUUAUCCAGCUCCUGCUCGAAGAGCCAAGCAAGUUAGAAGGUUGUUCAGGAACGAGAUGUCUUGCGGACAACCUGUCAGACUUGAAGGCACAAAUCGCCGCCAAUACCAGGGGUAUUCAGCUGAUUCAGAGCUUGAUAUCUGAGUAUACCCUCGUGGUCGUUCAGGCAUACAUGUAUGCGAUUCAAUCAACCGCCGCAGUCGCCGUUGGUCACCUUCUGAGAGACCUGUACGACCGGUUUGAUGGGGAACCCCUGGAGGCACUGGACUACAUGGAUGACGGAACACCCAUUCAGCUGAAGAUCACGAUUGACCGAGAGGCUGGCAAGGCAGUCUUUGAUUUUGACGGUACCGGCCCAGAGGUGCUCGGCAACACCAAUGCACCAGUUGCAGUGACCAACUCAGCCAUCAUCUACUGCCUUCGAUGCAUGAUCGACUCAGACGUGCCGCUGAAUCAAGGAUGUCUCAACCCAAUUGAGAUCAAGGUCCCUCCACGAUCAAUUCUAUCUCCUUCACGAGCAGCCGCAGUCGUUGGAGGAAACGUCGUCACCUCACAGCGCAUCACCGACGUGGUCCUCAAGGCAUUCCGCGCCGCCGCAGCAUCGCAGGGCGACACCAGCAACCUGACAUUCGGACGAGGUGGCAGAUCUACAGAAGACGGCAAACAUGUCGACGGCUUCGGCUACUACGAGACCAUCUGCGGAGGCUCAGGCGCUGGACCGACAUGGAACGGCCAGAGCGGCGUACACACCCACAUGACCAACACCCGCAUCACAGACCCAGAGAUCCUGGAGAAGCGCUAUCCUUGUCUGCUUCGCCAGUUCUCGCUCCGACAGGGUUCGGGCGGUGUGGGUGCUCGUUGUGGUGGUGACGGUGUCACUCGCGACAUUCAGUUCCUUGAACCUCUCCAGUGCUCUAUUCUCAGCGAAAGGAGAGUGUUCCAGCCCUAUGGAAUGGAAGGAGGUGGUCAGGCUCAGCGUGGUCUCAAUCUGUGGAUCACCAAGGACGAUGUCUCUGGAGAGGAGAGGACGGUGAAUAUGGGUGGGAAGAAUACUGUUAAGGUCAAGGCUGGAGAUCGUGUUAUAAUCAAUACACCUGGCGGUGGAGCAUGGGGUGCGGUUCAGGCAUAGAAUAGAGUCUUGGUGAGAGGUCUCAUAAAGCUUAUAUUGUAACGAUAUUAUACCGAUUUACAUCAACAAAUGUUGUGUCCAAGUCUUGAACAGAACAUCAAGUGAAUGAGAAUCAUAGGAUGC